This is a messenger RNA of Penicillium digitatum Pd1, 891 nucleotides long. Its product is annotated as NAD(P)-dependent alcohol dehydrogenase. Lineage: Eukaryota; Fungi; Ascomycota; Eurotiomycetes; Eurotiales; Aspergillaceae. Gene Ontology annotation, molecular function: zinc ion binding; alcohol dehydrogenase (NADP+) activity. The record is from RefSeq and is a predicted model, not a curated record. Gene Ontology annotation, biological process: alcohol metabolic process.
AUGUCCCCUCAUAUGGAGCCAGGUACCUUCAAGGGCUGGGUCGCCCGCGACGCCAAAAGCCCCCAAUCCUACACAACUUAUACCCCGAAACCCUUCACACCCACCGACGUCGAAAUCUCUAUCUCCCACUGCGGUAUUUGCGGCACCGACAUCCACACCCUCCGUUCAGGCUGGGGACCAACCGACUACCCCUGCGUAGUCGGCCACGAGAUAAUCGGCAUAGUAACACGUCUCGGCAGCGCCGUCAAAUCCAAAUCUAACCCCAAUACAAUCCACUUGGGUGACCACGUUGGCGUCGGCGCGCAGAGCGGCGCCUGUCUACGCGCAGACUACGAAGCCUACGCCGACGGCGAGGAAUCCUACUGCACCCGCAUGACAGGCACGUACAACAGACAGUAUAGCGACAAGUCGAAAUCGUAUUGUGGAUUUGCUGAUCAAUGGCGCGGGCCUGCACAUUUCGUAUUCCGGAUUCCGGAUGCUCUACCCUCGGCCGAGGCAGCGCCGCUGCUGUGUGCGGGUGUUACUGUGUUUGCGCCGAUGAGAAAGUGCCGCGUUGGGCCCGGGAAGACAGUUGGGAUUAUUGGAGUUGAGGGGCUGGGUCAUUUGGGGAUUUUGUUUGCUAAUGCGCUUGGAGCGGAUCGGGUUGUUGCCAUUUCGCGCUCGUCUGGGAAGAAGGCGGAUGCUGUUGGGGGGCUUGGGGCGGAUGGGUUUAUCGCUACGGGCGAGGAGAAGGGGUGGGCGAAGAAAAACUCGCAUUCGCUCGAUGUUACUCUGUGUACGGUUUCGGCGCAUGAUAUGCCGCUUGCGCAGUAUUUGAGAUUGCUUAAGCGGGAUGGGACUUUUGUGCAGAUUGGGGCACCGGAGGAUGCGUUACCGCCGCUUAUGGCUUGA